This is a messenger RNA of Hipposideros armiger (great roundleaf bat), 6575 nucleotides long. RefSeq names its product F-box protein 38 (gene FBXO38). The record is from RefSeq and is a predicted model, not a curated record. Gene Ontology annotation, molecular function: protein binding. The coding region runs from base 2507 to 5875 and encodes 1122 amino acids. Gene Ontology annotation, cellular component: nucleus; cytoplasm. Gene Ontology annotation, biological process: SCF-dependent proteasomal ubiquitin-dependent protein catabolic process; protein K48-linked ubiquitination. NCBI's taxonomy places the organism in Eukaryota, Metazoa, Chordata, Mammalia, Chiroptera, Hipposideridae. The transcript has 21 exons.
UGGCCUGGAAGGUACAGUGGAGCCCUACUGGAAACUAACAGUAAUGUUCCCAUCAAAUGUUACUUGUCUUGAGAUAGGCAAUCGGAAUCACCUUAUAAGUAGGGAGGCAGGAUUUUAUCUCAAGUAUUUAGGUUUGUUUAGGUUGAUACAACACAUUUUGCCUGAUGCUUUACUGUUUUAGUGGUCUGUUUUCAUUUCCUGCUCCCUUAAGGAACUACAUCAGCCUGUUCGACAAUGUAUAUGAUUAGAGAAUAUUAAUUGAGCCUUUUAUUAACUAAAUGUAUGUCUGUCACGUUAGACAAAGUGUCUUUGCUCUACCCUACAGGUUUUCAUAGUUUUCUUGCACCCCUUAAUGUACCUCUGGUUAAACAGAUAUGUAUCAGUUUGUGUAAAGCUGCACUAGUAGGCCACAGAAAUUCCACUUCUGGAACUUUAAUUUCUCUAGCACUACUAAAAGGCCUGUAUUAGGUCUUGGAGAUUCUCAAAUAAGGCAUUGGCGUUGCAGGUCAAACCAUACCAAAUGGACUUCAGGUAAAGAGACCACAAAGAAAGAAAAUUGAUGACUUUUGUUAAGCAGAACACACCUGGAAGGCAAGAAUUAAAAUUAAGAUCCAGUCAGGCUUCUUUUUGGUUAACACCAAUCCAUUCAUUAGUGCCCCCCGCCCUUUUUUUUACUGUUGUUUAGCCAUUUUAAAUGUUUUUUUAAACCACCUUUUGUCGACAAUGUCCAGAUUCUGAUAUUUAGAAAAUGUGAUGAGACUGGGUAGCCAGGAGCCUUCAUAGAAGUGAAGGGCUAAGGCGAUAAUUGUCUUGGUCUGUCCUGUUGUGUGGAACAUGGAGACUACCUCUGGAGUGGUGGAUUAUUGUACCGUUUGGGGUACUGUAUCCUUGCAAGAGGGUCAUCUGUCAGCUGGUAACUCUUACCAGUGGGCCAAAGUUAUUUACCAAUAUUUACCUCUUUGAAGAAGAUUACAAAGACCUGAGGCUAGCGCUUAGCUCGGUAGAAAGCAAACCACAAUGCCUUUAAAUACUUUAAAGACACCAUCCUAUAGGAGCAGGAGUCAUCUUAUUCCAGAGUGUGAUCAUUUAUAGCAGGAGGGAAGAAAUGAGGGCUGUGUGAAAACGAUGGUCAUUUCUUAUAUUGGAUUUGCUCUGACAGGUUAGGCCAGCAGGGAUCCUGGAGAAGGGAUCAGAGCUCUGUAUAAAGGGGCGGAUAGUGGAGCGCCCACGUGAUACAGUCUUAGAAGAGCUUGUAUGCCCAUUGCUGUCUUCCUUCCGAUGAGAAAUACCUGUGAGCCCAAAGCUUCCCGUCCCUGCACUGAAUAUAAAGAGAGUCAAAGCACACAGUCUGUAGGCUAGAAUAAGAUCUCACUAAUCCUGCUACCAAUGCAUCUGGACCUGUUCCCUGGAGUUUAAACCCCGGUCCUCUGUGUAACUAAGGUUUUUAUACGGUACUUGAUGGUUUACAUAUGUGAUUUCUUUGGAUUCUCACACCAUCUCUGUCAAGGAGGUUGAACUUGAACCACGUUUUAGUGAGAGGCAACAUGUAGUGUACAACAAAAGUGGGGAGGAUGGAUGUUGGCAGUGGGCAGACUUGGUUUUGAAUUUGGGCUCUGGCACUUGGUAGCUUUUAAACUCUUCCAAGAUCUUUUUCUUUUUAACAUUUGUAAAGGGGGUGGUAAGCUUUUUCAUUGGCUGUAAGAAUAGAUAAGAAACCAUGUAAAAUGGUUAACACUGAAUAGUUCAGUCAGUAAAGGUUACUAUACUGACUAUAAGGUAAUAAUAUGAACUGUUAUUAUAAUUAGAGAGACCAAAUCAUUUAUGAGGUGCCUUCUUAUCUUCAGUUUCGUGAUUGUAAAGAUAACGUAUCAUCUGGACUAGCCCUGUACAAAUAGAACAACCUUUGAAAACUGUAGUGUAUAAGACUUAGGCUUCAUUUUUAUUCUUGAGUGUUAAUAUUUUUAUUUGUCAUUCAUGAGCACUUGGCUUUCUGACUGCCUCCAUUCAAAACAAAAAGUCCCAGAUAAGAAAGUACCAUCUGUAUGAGACUUGUCUCCCUACUUAUGUCACCAGCACCUUCCACUGUGGAAGUAACCUGCCCCCCUCUGUUUCCAUCUGGCAAUUCCCACUGGGAGCACAACUGGCCUUACAGCUAAGGAGCCCUCUGCCAGCCCAGCGUCCUCUCAGAUUGGAUCACUUAUGUUCUCGUAGCAACUCGCGUCUGUCUUUGUCAAAAGAACGAAUUGUCUAACAUGUCCAGGGAGUGAUAGUUGAACCCAGGGUAGAGUAAUUAAGAAAUGGAUACAUGAAGAGAAUCUUGUUUGAGAUGGGAUUUAGGUUAGAACUGUAAGCUUCCUGAAGAUGAGGAUCAUAUCUUACUCAUUUUUUAGUUGCGUGCUCUGCAGAGCCCUUGAGGUUUUAUGGACCAGAAAGUACUUUUGGGGGAGGAAGAAGGUGGUGUUGAUCAGGUUUCACAGAUUCCAGUUUUCUGACACUAUUAAAGAAGAUGCCAGACGUCGAACAGCUAUAUGGCCUUCAUCCCAGAUACCUUGAGAGGCGAAGGGUACGGGGCCAUGAAGCUUUUAGCAUUCCAGGAGUCCUGGAAGCUUUGCAGGCAUGCCCAAACUUAGUGGGUGUGGAGACCUCUCAUUUGGAAUUGGUAGAAUCCAUUUGGACAUACAUGCCGCAUGUUCAUAUUUUGGGGAAAUUUCGUAAUCGUAAUGGAGCAUUUCCCAUUCCUCCCGAAAAUAAACUGAAAAUUCCUGUAGGAGCCAAAAUUCAAACUUUACAUUUAGUGGGGGUGAAUGUUCCUGAAAUUCCUUGUAUCCCAAUGCUAAGGCACCUUUAUAUGAAGUGGGUAAGACUCACUAAGCCACAGCCAUUCAAAGACUUUCUUUGCAUCAGCUUACGAACUUUCGUCAUGAGGAACUGUGCAGGACCAACAAACUCCUUGAAAUAUGUCCCUCUAGUAACAGGCUUAGCCUCUGCCCGAAACUUGGAACAUUUGGAAAUGGUCCGAGUUCCUUUCCUUGGAGGGCUCAUCCAACAUGUAGUUGAAGACAGUUGGAGAUCAGGUGGUUUUAGAAAUUUGCACACUAUUGUUUUGGGAGCUUGCAAAAAUGCUCUUGAAGUAGAUCUUGGUUACCUCAUCAUCACUGCUGCCCGUAGGUUACAUGAAGUUCGGAUCCAGCCUUCCUUAACCAAAGAUGGUGUCUUUUCUGCCCUAAAGAUGGCAGAGUUGGAGUUCCCCCAGUUCGAAACCCUUCAUCUGGGAUAUGUAGAUGAGUUUUUGCUACAGAGCAGAAUGGCUAAUGCAGAUCUGGUGAAGUAUGGUUUGGCUGAUGUAGUAGAAAAUCCUGGUAUCAUCACCGAUAUAGGGAUGAAGGCAGUCAAUGAAGUUUUUUCCUGUAUCAAAUAUCUGGCAAUUUACAAUUGCCCCCAUCUACAUAACCCGUACAAUUGGAUCUCAGACCACUCAAGAUGGACUCGACUGGUCGAUAUCAACUUAGUGCGGUGCCACGCUUUGAAGCUGGAUUCCUUUGGUCAGUUUGUUGAAUUGUUGCCCAGCCUGGAGUUUAUUUCACUGGACCAGAUGUUUCGUGAACCACCCAAAGGCUGUGCUCGAGUUGGUCUGAGUGCAGGCACAGGAAUUGGGGUGUCCUCCGCCCUUGUGAGCAACCAGAACUCCAACAACGACAAUGAUAAUAAUGCCCAGAAUAACGCCAACAUCCAUGACAACAAUCACCAUCACCCAGAUGACUCGGAUGAGGAGAAUGACUUCCGGCAAGAUCUCCAAGCAGGAGAGCAGCAGUUUGCAGCCGACGGUAACCCAGACCUUUUAGCUCUCUAUGUAAUGCCUCGUGUCCACAGAAUCUGUAAGGGUGCUUACAAGACGGGAAGGACUCGUAGACGCCGUGGGAAAUCGGCGUUGAACGAGAUGGAGGACAUGGUGCAAGACGAUGGAGAGGUGGUGGCUGAGAGUGGACACGAGACUCCAGCUCACAGGCAGGCAGUUAUUCCCGUGGAUGGUGACGAGGAACAAGCAGGACCCAGUGGUCUUCAGCGUGUGGUAAAGCCAACCCCAAUUACUGUUCAUGAUUCAGAGAGUGAUGAUGAGGAAGACAGCCUAGAACUCCAGGAAGUCUGGAUCCCUAAGAAUGGGGCUCGGCGUUACUCUGAGCGCGAAGAGAAGACCGGAGAGCCCGUGCAGUCCAGGGAAUUGUCAGUAAGUGGAAAAGGCAAGACUCCACUUCGAAAGAGGUACAACUCCCAUCAGAUGGGCCAGUCGAAGCAGUUUCCCCUCGAGGAAAGCAGCUGUGAGAAAGGCUGUCAGGUCACCAGUGAGCAGAUCAAAGCCGAUAUGAAAGCAGCUAGGGAUAUUCCUGAAAAGAAAAAAAACAAGGAUGUUUAUCCCAGCUGCAGCAGCACCACCGCCAGCACAGUGGGAAACUCCAGCUCACACAGCCCUGCUUCUCAAAGCCCUGACUUUGUAAGGACGGUGAACAGCGGCGGCUCUUCCGAGCCUAGCCCUCCAGAAGUGGAUGUGUCCAGGCAGUGUGUCUGCUCCCCCGCUGGGUCAGAGGACUCUGAGGCCAUGGAGGAGGGAGAUGCAGAGAGUUCUGUCUGCCCCAGAUGCUGCUGUCACAGGCCCCAGGAACCCCAAAGGAGAACUAGCAGGUGUUCUGAUGAGGAACGUCCUUCAACCAGCCGAGCCUGUGUUGUGAAUGGCCCGGAUGGUACGAGAUCCGCCUUUUCCUUUAGGACUCUGCCACAAGGGGGGUCUUCAGGCCCAGCACAUGAUGAGAGGACUAAUGGGAGUGGCUCUGGGGCUACAGGUGAGGACAGGAGGGGGAGCUCCCAGCCUGAGCGCUGUGACGUGCAGUCUAAUGAAGACUACCCUCGGAGGUCCCUAACAAGGGCCAGGAGCAGACUGUCCCAUGUACCGCUGGUAUCUGAGUCAGAGGUUGCCAAAACAAAACCACGUCAUGCCAUGAAGCGGAGGCGGACGGCAGAUAAGUCCACCAGCACCAGUGAUCCUGUGAUUGAGGAUGACCACGUGCAGGUCCUAGUACUAAAAUCCAAAAAUCUUGUUGGAGUCACUAUGACCAACUGUGGAAUCACAGAUCUAGUGCUAAAAGACUGUCCCAAAAUGAUGUUCAUCCAUGCUACCAGGUGCAGGGUACUGAAACAUUUAAAAGUAGAAAAUGCGCCUAUUGUAAACCGAUUUGACUAUGCACAGUGCAAGAAACUGAACAUGGAUCAGGUCCUAGACCAGAUACUCCGGAUGCCUCCUGAGAGAAACCGCAUCAUAUACCUACGCCCAAUGCAGCAGGUGGACACACUGACGUUGGAGCAGAAGCUGUUCAGCGGGCCCUACCCCUAUCACAUCUGCAUUAUCCAUGAGUUCAGUAACCCUCCCAACGUCCGGAACAAGGUGCGCAUUCGCAGCUGGAUGGACACUAUAGCAAACAUCAAUCAAGAGCUCAUUAAGUAUGAAUUCUUCCCUGAAGCCAAACGAAGUGAAGAAGACUUAAAGAAAUACCCCAAGUACCCCUGGGGAAGAGAAAUUUAUACUUUAGAAGGUGUUGUGGAUGGCGCACCGUACUCCAUGAUUUCUGACUUCCCUUGGUUAAGAUCACUGCGGGCAGCAGAACCCAACAGCUUCGCCAGAUACGAUUUUGAAGAUGAUGAAGAAAGUACUAUCUAUGCCCCUCGAAGGAAAGGGCAGCUGUCUGCAGACAUCUGUAUGGAAACAAUAGGAGAAGAAAUUUCAGAGAUGCGUCAGAUGAAGAAGGGUGUGUUUCAGCGAGUGGUGGCAGUUUUUAUCCACUAUUGUGACGUCAAUGGGGAGCCAGUUGAAGAUGACUACAUCUGACCCGUCCCUCCUACGUUCCAGCUCUUCGGGCAGAAAGCCACGGGGGCAUCCAGCUGCCAGCAAGCGCCACCAGGACUCGGGGCACGCAGCUGGAGGCCCUGGCUCAGCUUGGAAUAUAGGAACUAUCUAAGGAACAUUGAAGUUGUAUACAAAGAUUUGUACAUAGAGGAGAUAUACAGACACUUCCUAAGUACCAACUUUAUAUCAUAUGUUUAUACAGUUUAAUUUAAAAAUUCAUUUUAAUGAAGGCAGAUAAUUGGAAAGAGUUCAUUUUUCCUGACUUAGUUCUUAAAGUGUCACUUUUUGGCUGAGCCUCCAUUUACUAUAUUCUUAAUGAUCACUGUCAUCCCCUUAAAUCUGUGCCUUUUUCUUCUCGAGCGAAGCAGUUUGAGUAAAUCUGUUGAAGAGUCUUUGUGUCUUGUGUGCUUUUUUGGUUACUAUUAAAACACAGACUAAACCCUAUAGUCAGAAGUGGCUGUAUGUUUCUGUACAAAAUUGUGGUUCUUUUUUUCUCUUGGUAUUAUAGUUACCAUACUUUUUAAAAGUCAAAUAAAAAGACUCAUGAAUUAAAAAAAAACAAAAAACUGAGUUUGAGGGGGAAAUGCAAAAGUUUCCAAAGCAUUUCAGAUUAUUUAUUUCCACAUUCAAUUGUGUAUAUGCUUUAUCUUGAAUAUAAAAAUAAAAAUUUGUUAAAAACUUU